Molecule: messenger RNA, 972 nt
Organism: Hemisphaericaspora subhashii
Lineage: Eukaryota; Fungi; Ascomycota; Pichiomycetes; Serinales; Debaryomycetaceae
Gene: DLH1
Product: recombinase
Exons: 3
Coding region: 1-972 (323 amino acids)
Biological process (GO): reciprocal meiotic recombination; DNA strand invasion; chromosome organization involved in meiotic cell cycle
Cellular component (GO): nucleus; condensed nuclear chromosome
Molecular function (GO): double-stranded DNA binding; DNA strand exchange activity; ATP hydrolysis activity
Source: RefSeq, a predicted model, not a curated record
AUGAAUUCAGAAGAAGUUCAAUCAAUUGAUUUAUUACAAGACUUUGGUAUUAAUGCUGGUGAUAUCAAUAAAUUAAAAUCAGCAGGUAUAUUCUCAAUUGCCUCUGUAUUAUCAACUACAAGAAGAAAUAUGAUCAAGAUUAAAGGAUUAAGUGAAGUGAAAGUAGAUAAGAUAAAAGAAUCCGCUUCUAAAUUGAAGACAGUUGGGUUUGUUUCUGCUACUAUUGUUGCUGAACUCAGAACUAAAACAUUCAACCUCAGUACCGGUUCAAAACAAUUCGAUGAAAUCUUAGGAGGUGGUAUCCAAUCAAUGAGUCUUACUGAAGUAUUUGGAGAAUUCCGUUGUGGUAAAACCCAAUUAUGUCAUACUCUCUGUGUAACCGCCCAAUUACCUCGUGAAAUGGGUGGUGGUGAAGGUAGAGUAGCAUAUAUUGACACCGAGGGGACUUUCCGACCAGAACGUAUCAAAUCAAUUGCUGAACGAUUUGGAGUUGAUCCUGAAGCUUGUUUAGAUAACAUUUCUUAUGCUAGAGCAUUAAAUAGUGAACAUCAAAUUGAACUUGUUGAACAAUUAGGUAAUCAAUUAAGUGAUGGUUGUUUUAGAUUAUUGAUUGUUGAUUCAAUAAUGGCAUGUUUUAGAGUUGAUUAUUCUGGAAGAGGUGAAUUAAAUGAACGUCAACAGAAAUUAAAUCAACAUUUAUCAGGAUUGACUAGAAUUGCUGAAGAUUAUAAUAUUGCUGUUUUUUUAACUAAUCAAGUUCAAUCUGAUCCAGGUGCAAGUUCUUUAUUUGCUGCCGCUGAUGGUAGAAAACCAGUUGGUGGACAUGUAUUGGCACAUGCAUCGGCUACUCGUAUUUUACUUAGAAAAGGAAGAGGUGAAGAGAGAGUGGCUAAGUUACAAGAUAGUCCUAAUAUGCCAGAAAGAGAAUGUGUCUAUGUAAUUGGUGAAGGUGGGAUUAAAGAUAGUGAAUGA